AUGACACCUCGCUCUUCGUCCUCCGCCUGGGCUGCAAAGCAAAGCACUAACAAACGACAGAAAGCAACUGAGUCGGAUACGAUCCAGUAUUCUGGGUCUGUUAAAGAAACAUGCGAGCUCACAAAGAUUAAAAUUGCCCCUACUAAGAAUAUUUCUAGAUCCAAUCCACGAGGAGAGACGGCGAUUUUCAGGGCCGACGCUUUGGACCCUGAGCCUCCAGACAUUCUACCUGGCCGUAAUGCCGAGGGCCGAGCGAUAGGAAAGACCAGCGAGUCAGAAGCAUGGUUGGGAACCAAAUCCGACCUACAAUAUGACGGCUCGACCAAUACCUCACCCCCCAGCUCAAAACUAAACAUGAUAUCUCUCGAGCAGCCCGCAAGGCGUCCAGGCUUGUUUAAGCCGCCCCUUCUCCUCCUAUUCCGGGGCCCUAGGCAGAAACACCAUAUUCCAGAGAGAGCACCUCUUUUGGACCACGACGGUAAGCAGGAGCUGGGCACGUCAGGCGCUGAGGUGUGGGGGGUAGAAGCGCAAAGAGCUGGCAGUGGGAAGAGAGAAUCAGGCGCAUGCGGCGAGAAUGAUGGCUGUGAGGCAGAGAGACAAGAAAAAAAAAGCCCCACGAAUGAGAGGCUGGUUACACUGCAGAGAAAAGCAAAACUCACGAUCAGUCCAGCUGCCGACGAUGAGGUCAAGCAAGCUAUCACCCUCUUCAACCCCUAA
Molecule: messenger RNA, 717 nt
Organism: Nannizzia gypsea CBS 118893
Lineage: Eukaryota; Fungi; Ascomycota; Eurotiomycetes; Onygenales; Arthrodermataceae
Exons: 6
Coding region: 1-717 (238 amino acids)
Source: RefSeq, a predicted model, not a curated record